Panonychus citri (citrus red mite) is the source of this 3807-nucleotide messenger RNA. RefSeq names its product importin-9-like (gene Ipo9). The transcript has 3 exons. The coding region runs from base 139 to 3339 and encodes 1066 amino acids. Gene Ontology annotation, molecular function: small GTPase binding. Gene Ontology annotation, biological process: protein import into nucleus. NCBI's taxonomy places the organism in Eukaryota, Metazoa, Arthropoda, Arachnida, Trombidiformes, Tetranychidae. The record is from RefSeq and is a predicted model, not a curated record. Gene Ontology annotation, cellular component: cytosol; nuclear envelope.
UAAACUGGGGAGACGAAAAGUAAGAUUUACCUUUUUGUUUGAUUAACAAUUUUCUUUCUGUUUGGUUUUGUAUACAAUUUCGUUUUAAAAUUCUCGUUGUUAAUUGUUGUCGUUUUUGUUAUAGUUAAUUAAACAAUCAUGUCAACCCAAAAAACUCUUAAAGAAGCUCUUUAUGAAAAUCUGAUUGCUUUGUUAUCCAAUGACACCUCGACCAGAAGAAAUGCCGAAGAACAAUUGAAAGUCUUUGAAGUUACCAAUGAUUAUGGUGUUCACCUUACAGAGAUGUCACUUGAUGGAUCAAUCAAUGGUCCUAUCCGACGAUUGGCAUCCGUUAUUUUGAAACAUUUUAUUGAUAUUCACUGGAGCCCAAAGAAUGAAAAAUUUCAGGAACCAGAAAUUAGUAGAGAAGCUAAAAUGCGUAUUCGAGCUUUCCUUUUAAAUGCCCUUGGACAACCAAGCUUGUUUCUAACUGAUGAAGGAUCUUCAGAAAAAAAGAUCAGAGGAUCACUUGCUUUUGUAAUAUCGGGUAUUGCUCAUCACGACUGGCCCGAAGAAUGGCCUGAAUUGUUUCAAGUCUUGAUUAGUUAUCUUAAUUCGAGAAAUAAUUUAGCUAUAUAUGGAACGAUGAAAGUAUUCACUGAAAUGUGCCAUGAAAUUAGUGAUUCUCAAAUACCAACCUUAGCGCCAAUAUUGUUGCCAAAAAUGUAUGAAAUUUUCACAAAUACUCGUGAUUUCUCCAAUGGCACCAGAGGAAGAGCUAUUCAAGUUUACUCCGAAUUGGCAGAAACAAUAACCGUAAUGGGAGAGUAUGACAAAAUUGCCAUAAGACAAUAUCUUGAUCCUGUUCUACCUCAAUUCACUGAUGCUAUGAUAAAAGUUCUUGAAGCUCCAGACAGUGCUCCCGAAGUUGAUGUUCAUUUAAAGAAAAAAGCACUCACCACACUUACCUUGUUGAUAAAAAAUUGUCGUAAAAGAAUGUGGAAAUAUAUGCCUGCCAUUUUAACACCCGUUUGGUACAAUUUAACUGCUUCGGCCUCUCUUUACGUAAAAACUGUUGUUAAUAGUGAAUCAGAGGAUGCCCAAUGCUCGGAUUUUCAGUCAACACUUGACUCAGAUGGUGAAGGUCAAUCUGUUGAGGAAUUUAUUUUUGCCAUUUUCGAUUUUGUUUCAGUUGUUAUUGAAACAGCUAAAUCUAGAAAACUCAUCAAACAGGGUCUUUCAGAUCUUCUUUAUUAUAUUCUUAUCUACAUGCAAAUCACAGAUGAACAAAUGCAAAUAUGGACAUCAAGUCCAGAUCGAUUUGUCGAAGAUGAAGAUGAUGACAGUUAUAGUUAUUCCGUUCGGAUUUCUGCUUUGGAUGUUUUGAUGUCAUUAACACGAGAAUACGAAGAAAAUGAAAGUAAAGAAGAAAAUUUGGCCUUCCAAUCAUCUUUAUUAAAUGCAAUCAAAAAACACUUCCUAGAAUCAAACCAAGCCAAAAUGAAUCCAAGUAACUAUUGGUGGUGGAAAAUUCAAGAAUCUUGUCUCCUUGCAUUUGGAUCAAUUUCAACUUCCUUAAUGGAUACUAUUAAAGCAAAUGGACCUUUAGCUGAUGAGAUUCGAUCAAUUCUUGAUGCCUGUUCAAAUAUUGUCGAUGAUGUUUCACCCUUCUUUUCGGGUAGAUCUCUAUGGACUGCAGCGAUUUAUGCUCCAAUUAUGAAUGCACCAGUUAUCGAUAGAUUUUUGCAAACAACUUUAUCCGGUCUUCUCAACAUGUCACCAAUUAUCAAGAUCUCUUCGAUUCGAGCAACUUACAGCCUUUGCAUUUAUUUAAAUGAAUCAAAUCAUGUCAACUUUAUCAAACCAUAUUUGCCUCAAAUACUUGACGCAGUAGUUGCAAUAGGAACACAACAUUCAACCGAAGUGCUUGCUCUAGUUCUUCAAACUAUCAAAAUAUUAGUUUCUGUGGAUAAAUCUUUCGCUUCUAGUGUUGAGAAUAAAGUGUCAGCCUUGGCUAUUGCCACUUUCUUACGACAUUCAGCUGAUCCUGUUCUUAUAUCUUCAACGCAAGAUAUUUUUAAAGAAUUGUCCAAAAAUCCAGAAUGUAUUGGACCACUUCAACAGAGACUCAUUCCAACUCUUGUCUCUAUUCUUAAUCCAACACAAUCAAGUCAAUCUGUUCAAACCUUACAACCUGUUGCUAUGGAUAUUUUGACUACGAUAAUAAGAAACAGUUUAAUUCCUUUAUCUGAACCUUUAAUUAAUCAAUGUUUUCCUGCAGCAUCAACUUGCAUCCUUUCAACUGUUGAUGAUAAUUCUACUAUGCAAAAUGGAGGUGAAUGUAUCAGAGCUUAUGUUUCAAGAUCUGUUGAUCAAAUUGCCUCAUAUCGAGAGCCUGAAUCAGGAAAAGAUGGAAUGUCCAUUGUUAUGCAAGUUUGCCUUCAUCUUCUCGACCCAAGAGUAAAUGAAUCAUGUGCUGCUUUUGUUGGUAAAUUGAUUUUCAUUACAAUUAUCAAAGGAUCACAAUUCUUGGGAAAUGAUAAUGUUCAUCUCUUGUUACGUUCAGUUCUCAGUAAAUUGCAAACUAGUGAAACUCUAUCCGUUACCCAGAGUUUAAUCAUGGUGUUUGCACAUUUGAUUAAUCAUGAUUUGCCAACAGUCUUGGACUUUUUAUCAAGCCUACCCGGACCCUCUGGUUCUCAAUCAGCUUUGGAGUUCGUUCUUAACCAAUGGUUAGGUCGACAGCACAUGUUUUAUGGAGCCUACGAAAGUAAAGUUAGCAUAAUUGCGCUUUGUAAACUUUUAGAAAACUCUUUAAUCAACUCUGAUCAAGAUCAAAGAUUAAACUUGAAUCUGAUUCGAGUACCUGGUGAACCAGUUGGCGGCGAUGUUUCCCCUGGUGUUAAAACGCGCUCUAAAACUCAAGGGAAAAACGAAAAGUGGACACUCAUUCCUUGUUCAGUGAAAAUAUUGAAACUUUUACUAAACGAGAUUUAUUGUAUUGAAUCUAUCGACGAUCUUAGUGAAAAUGAUUACGACGAAGAUGAAGAGGAAGAAGAGGAUCAUUCAAUUGAUGAAAAUCGUGCUGCUAAUAAUAUGUGUGGCCAUGGAGGUGAUUCAGUACAUUUACCGUCAACUCAAUUCCAUGAAAUUAUUGACGCUAUUGAAUCCGAUUUUGAAGAUGAUGAAGAGGAAGAAGAAGAUGAAGACAUAUUGAAUGAUCCAAUCUCAAAGAUUAACCUGGGACAGCAUCUAACCAGCUUUGUCAGAUCGUUUACAUCAACACCAUUUGCUAAUCAGUUUGUAUCUCACCUAACAGAAAAUGAGCAAAGUAUAUUACAAAAAAUAAGUCGACAUUGAUUAACCUCCUCAUGUCCAUUUAUCCACUAAAACAUUAUCUUAUCUCAUUGCCAUCGUUUUCCACAUUUGUAACAAUUCUCAUCAUAAUCACCACUCCUUGUUCAUCAAUUUUCUUGUUGGAUCUUCUUUUUUUAUCUCAGCUUAUUUGAUGUUAUCAUGCUGAGCUAUCUCUCUCUCUCUCUCUCUCUCUCUCUCUCUCUCUCUCUCUCUCUCCUUUCUAUUUUUCUCUCUCUCUCUCUUGAUUCAAGGAAACGAAGAUAAAAAUGAUUUAAUUGUUUUUGUUCAAUCAACUAAAAGCAUCGUUUUCCCAUUUACCCAACAAAACCUUACAAAGCCAUCUAAUUGAAACAAAAAAAAAUAUUCUGUCCUCAGUUUAUUACUUACCUGUUCACACAGUAACUAAAUACACGUAAUCUAUUAAUACUAAUUAAAUUUUGUAACAAUAAAAUGAAAUCCUGGUUACAUUAA